CUGUCGUGAGAGAUAAUGGGAUUGCGGAAUGGAUUCCCAUGUCGGCGAUUGUAGUUGUUAAAGGUGGGGUUUCUACUUUGAUAUUGCGCUCAUGGAUUCAACUGUGGGGAAUUCAGUGGUGAUACUAUAUUAUCCUUGCUUUUCCCUGCCUGAAAUCACUUCCUGUGCACUGAUAUUACUCGCGUAUAUCUAUUAACACCACACAGGCGAAGGUACCCCAUCAGAGUCCCUAACCUGUAUCGCCGUCACAACCGGCGCAAAAUGCCUCCCAGCUACCAAAGUCGGCAAAAGCGAAGGCCUAGUCCUCCACGACUGCCACGCCGAAGUCCUGGCAAUGCGCGCAUUCAACCACUGGCUUAUCGCCGAGUGUCACGUAUUCAUAGACCGCGAGGAACUCCAUAUGCGGCCCUGCACUGAACCAAUCUCGCCGUAUGUCUGCCGCCGGCCUAAACUCACCCGCGACGGCCCUAUCUUGCCCCCCUUUGAAAUUAGACCCGAUGUCAGCAUCUACAUGUACUGUACCUGUGCGCCUUGUGGCGAUGCAAGUAUGGAGCUUGUUAUGGCCGAGCAAAAUGACCCUACACCUUGGGCGCCGCCGGCUGCACCUACAACCAUGGCUACGCCUGCGUCAUCUUCGAAUCCUCCUGGGGAGCAAGCGCUCCUCGACGGCCGCGCGCAUUUCUCAAAUCUAGGUACGGUGCGUCGCAAGCCCGCGCGUAGAGACGCCGAGGCGACAAGAAGCAAAUCCUGCUCGGAUAAACUUGCGCUGCGGCAGGUGACAUCUUUGCUCAACUACGGAGCGAGCCUACUUGUUGCCGUGACUCCGAAUGCAUAUAUAAAAGGCCUCGUUCUUCCAGAGGAAGAGAUUAGCCGAACGGGUAUUGCGCGGUGUUUCGGCCUCGAGGGGAGAAUGAAGGAUCUCGUGGGCAGGACGUGGCCGAUUACGAAGACGGAUGCGGAUACGCCUGGUCUACAGGGUCUGCCGGCGAGCGAGACACAGGGCAGGCACCGGUACGAGUUCAGACCGUUCGAGGUGCUAUCAAUACCCAAUUCGCAGCUGCGAGCGCUCUGGAAGUUCCGGAAGCCCAAAGCCUCGGACCCGGGCCAGACAGCCGCACAGCUAAAGAUGAGCAAGCCGGGGAAUAAAACUGUCGUAUGGAUCCGUGCGCCUACGGCACACCACGAAGCUAAAUCCGGAUACCCGUCUCUGGUAGGGCGUCUGCCAACUCUUCGCGGUUCGAGCACCGGUGUUUUCGAGAAUAUCAUUGGCGGCGUCAGGCAGGGUUAUAAACUGUCGGAUCCCGGGCUUGCGGGUGCGUCGGUGUUGUCGAGGCGGCAGCUGUGGUUGCAUUGGAAGAGUGUUGUGUCACUUACGAUGGGGGAGCAUGAGAUUAGUUUAACCGGUAGGGAUAUAGGGUAUAAGGUUAUGGGCACGACAGGUGCGAUUCGGGCGUUCAUUGAGGAGAAAUAUCGCGGGUUCAAAAAGCCGCAUGACUAUGAGAAGGCUGGCUGUAUCAAGGCGAGGAGGGAUGCUACGCAGGCCGCUAAGGAGGUUCUUGGAGGAUGGGUGCCGAAUGUAGAAGAUGACAACUGGCCCAUACCGGAGUGGAAGGAUGAGAACUAUGGACAUGAUGACUACCCACGGAGUCCACCGGAUCCAGAAAGCCCAGAGAGGCCUGAUGGUUUGAGAGAUUCGAGAGAUUCAGGAGAUCCAAGACAUGGCCCCGGUGCUUCAAAAAGACCGAGGCUUGAUGUCUGAAAUUUGUAUAUUCAGUGAUCACGAUUGUUUCCAAUCUCAACUAAUUAUAAUAACAUGUACAUAAGCUUCUCCGUCGCCAAAUGAAGAGACGAUUAGAUUAAAAAUUAAGAU
Molecule: messenger RNA, 1870 nt
Organism: Aspergillus versicolor CBS 583.65
Lineage: Eukaryota; Fungi; Ascomycota; Eurotiomycetes; Eurotiales; Aspergillaceae
Product: tRNA-specific adenosine deaminase
Exons: 2
Coding region: 335-1759 (474 amino acids)
Biological process (GO): tRNA wobble adenosine to inosine editing
Molecular function (GO): RNA binding; tRNA-specific adenosine-37 deaminase activity
Source: RefSeq, a predicted model, not a curated record